UCGCGGAGUUCUCAGGAAAGCUUGUGGUAGCCAUGAUGAAGGGCCGUGGUGAUGAGCGGGGACUCUCUUCCUAUGCAUCCCGUGCUGCCGACAUGAGCUCUUCGGGUAAGGCAGCAGUCCCCGCAGCCUGUGACGCCGAGGACACCCCUCUUACCGGUGAUGCGAACUCCCAGCGUCAGGUGUCCGGUCCUGAAGCUGGUUUGGGCCAGGAGGGCAGGGAGCGGUCAGGGGACCCCGUGAUCAGCCCCGGAGUCGCAGAGGGUCCGAGCAUCCUCCAAGGGCCUUUGGAGAUCGGAGAGGGUGAGGCCAGCCUCCCGGGCCCUGAGAGCAGUGAGUUAGGGUCUGGGCCUAAGUUGGAAGCAGCAGAGGACAGAGGCAGCGUGCUUAGGGAUCCGGAAGUCCGCAUCACUUCUCCCGUAGACGAAGAAGAGGUCGACAUGGAUUUCUUGCCUCAGCUCAGUAUUGAGGCUAUGACUGUCACGCGAGAGCUGACCAACCUACAGCUCCGAAAACCCUGCAGGUACCCGUCCCCACGAACUUGUGCGGCUGAACUGGCUGCCCUCUGGGGAAACAUAGAUGAAGACUCCAACAGAGGGGCACUGUCCCUGAGCUCUGUGAGAGGGAAACAGGGCUUUGAAGGUGCACUGUACCCCAGAGGCCUGAGGCCAGGCAGAGCCUGGGGGACCCCAAGAAGACGCACCAUAGGUGGGAUGGUGAGCAAUGAAGGUGUCCAAUAUCCCUCCGCAAACACUGUGUCUUCUGACGAAUUCAGUGACACUCACGUGAUGAAAGUAAACGUUGGCCUCAAAGAAGGAGACCAGGCCAGGUCCAGUGGCCUCACCGAGUUGGAUAACAUAGCCAGAUUCACAAAUGUCCGUGGCAGAGGAAAUUUUGUCCAUAUUCCCCCUUCUGUACUGUCAAGUGCUACCUGGGGAGUCAGCUCAGGCAUGGAAAGGCAGGCUUCAGGAGAACGGGAAAGCUCUUUGGCUAAGAAAAAGUCAAAUAUGGUCUGGGGCAAAGAAGGGAGCAGGCCCAGGCACCAAGAAGCGACUUCUGCUGCUGCUCCUGCCUCAGCUUUUACAGCUUCAGGUGCCCUGCCCAAGACCAGUCCCCCAAAAAAGCAAGCCCAAGAGAAGACCUCCUCGUCAGAUGUCUCAAGAGGACAUCAGGGGAGAAACUUGCCACCAUGGGGACAGAGACUCAAGUCAGCACCUGUGGGGCCAACGACCCUACCCCCAAUCUCAGGGGUUGCUCUGCUAGGGAAGGCAAGUAAAUGCUCACUGCCUUCAGGGCCCAAAGAGAGCAAGACCAUCUGCACUGGGAAGAAAUUCCCAGCAAAGAAGACAAGGGAACCACAGGCAGGUCCCAAAGAACACAAUAACUCCCCGAGAGAUCCUGGCCUGCAGGCUCAAGUUCCACCACAGAGGGCAGAGCAGCCUUCCGUGUGCAUGUAUCGUGGAGAAAUGAGCAGUGGAGACUCCAACACCAGAGCCCCGCAAGUUCCAGCAAGCCCGCAGUUCUUCUCCUUGAGCCAGAGAUGUGCCAGACCCAGAGCACCACCUGCACCUGCUGGUGAACUGGAUCAACUUAUGGGUCCCAUAUUCCCUAAUGAAGAAAAUCAGCAAGUAAUACAAGGAACACCAGGUUGUGCACAGAUAACUUAA
Messenger RNA from Mus pahari (shrew mouse), 1664 nucleotides. RefSeq lists its product as uncharacterized. Bases 33 to 1664 code for a protein of 543 amino acids. The record is from RefSeq and is a predicted model, not a curated record. The transcript is spliced from 4 exons. Lineage: Eukaryota; Metazoa; Chordata; Mammalia; Rodentia; Muridae.